This is a messenger RNA of Meloidogyne enterolobii, 3345 nucleotides long. The record is from the annotation of a GenBank genome assembly. Lineage: Eukaryota; Metazoa; Nematoda; Chromadorea; Rhabditida; Meloidogynidae.
UUUUUUUUUCAGUUUAUUUAUUUAAAAUGCCUAGGUAGUUUUUGGCCUAUUUUUCUGGUUGUGAUGUCUUCUCUAAUUAGAAUUGUCUUUCUCCUCUUUUGUCAACUGCCAUGUAUUCAUCUCUUCAAUUUGGACACAGAAUAUCCUAUUUAUAAAUUUGGUUCGCCUAAUUCGUGGUUUGGAUUUUCUGUAGCUGCUCAUUUUAGAAGCGAUGGUCCGAGUAUCCUUGUCGGCGCCCCAAAAUGGACUUCAGGUCAACCAGGAACUUUAAAAUCUGGAGCAGUCUAUGCCUGCAAACCAGACUCUACCAAUGGAAAUCAAUGCCAACUUCUUUCAAUUGAAUACCCAAAUUUGCAAGAUGCCAAAAAACCUCCAAAUUUGUUGCAUGGUAAACAUUUACACCCUGAGGGAAAGAAUGGACAAUUGUUGGGAUUUUCUGUCUAUAGUAGUGGAAUGAGGGAAGAGGAAAGCAGUAAAGCUUUGGUUUGUGCUCCUCUUUUGCGGUGGGGGCAAAAUGCUUAUACUGACGGUGUUUGUUACUUACUUGGAGCCGACUUGAACCAUAAGGGAAUAAUCAAUACAUGCGGGCCUUUGCCGAAGAAGGACAGACAUAAUGACUAUGGAUCUUGUGAACAAGGCUUUUCAGCAUUUAUAGACUCAAAUGUUACUCUUACAGGAAUUCCUGGUGCAAGAAAAUGGACGGGAGGAGUUUUUGCAAAAUACGAUUUUGUUGGGUCUGGAGGUUUUGUGGACUCUGUGGACCGUCGAACAAUGGAAUUGGAUAAAAAUCAGGGAGGUGUGCUUGCAUUGUUGGCUUCACACGAUUAUUUGGGAUAUUCUGUCCAUUAUGGUCGUUUUGGUUUUUCUCAUGAAGACGAAAAGAAUUUUACGGUUGUAAGUGGUGCUACACGUUUCAAUCAAACCGGUGCUGUAAUUUUUCUUCCUUUUCGACGCAAUUUUCAUGCUGAAGAAGGUCCAAAUCUUGGUUUAUUAGAAGACCAUUUUAUUCUUUCUGGGCGUCAAUUAGGUUCUGGUUUUGGAAGUAGUUUGGCUGUUUUGGAUUUAAAUAAUGAUGGAUUUGAUGAUUUACUUGUUGGUGCUCCUUUCGAAUAUUUUUAUGAUGAAGAAGAAAAUGAAAAAGGAGGGGCUGUUUAUAUUUAUUUUUCUAAAGGAAUAAAAUUAGGCAAAGGACAACAAACAUCAAACAAUUUUAUUUUUUAUCCCCCAAUUAUAAUUAGAGGAACAACUAGACAUUCACAUUUUGGGGCGUCUUUAGCUUCUAUUGGAAAUUUAAAUAAUGACAAAAAUGGAUUUAAAGAUUUUGUUGUUGGCGCCCCUUACCAUUCUUCUGGUUCCGGCGCUGUUUUUGUCUUUCACGGCAAUGAACGUGCACACUUUUCAACUAAACCUGCUCAACAAAUUUAUGCCUAUAAUUUACCAAAUAAACCUAAUUCUUUUAAAUCUUUUGGGUUUUCUUUGGCAAAGGGUGUUGAUUUGGAUGGGGAUGGAUAUGAUGAAUUGAUAGUUGGAGCACCAGAAACGAAUGUUGUUAUAAUUUUUCGUUCAAAACCAGUUUUGGAAGUUAAAUUGGGUCAUCAAUUUGAACAAAAACAUGUUAAAAUAAGUACUUCUAGAAGUGAUUGGGGGGAGUGUGCUUUGGGACCAAGCUGUUUUUCCUUGUCAACUUCAAUAUUUUUAUCUGAUCGAAAUUUGACAGCUUUAAAACAAUUAAAUAAAUUGUUUGGUAUUGGACAAUCCCCAUUUUUGUGUAAACUUGAAGUUUUGCCCUUUGCUAGAGGUGUUCUCCCACGUGCUCUGUUUACUUCUAAUGGGGAGAAUAAAAUUAGUUGGCCGUGUGGAUCGAAUGCUGUUACUAGGGAAGAAAUUAGCCAUCAAAAGUUAUACAUUCCGAGCGGAAACGAAGACUGGACAAAUCCUUUACGUUUCAACUUUUCAAUUUCUCUACGCAAACCUCAAUUAACAACAACAAUUAAUAAUAACAACAAUUUAUUACCAGCUAUUAGCCCGGACCAAACAUUUCAUAUUUUUGGAAUUGCUUUUGAUAAAUUGUGUGGAGAUGAUAAUGAAUGUCACACAAAUUUGGUUUUGAGUGGGGCUUUGCUUGAUUUAUCUAAACGUUCUGAUGGAUUAUACCAAGCAAAAGUAACAGAAAAAGAUGUCUUAAUUCUCAGAUUGCUAGUUGAAAAUCGUGCAGAACGUGCUUAUUUAGCCAAAUUAUAUUUGGAAUAUGAUGAAACAGAAUUGGAUGAGCCUAGUGUUGUUAAAAGGGGAGAAUUUAAUUUAAAUGAGCAUAAAGUGGAUAUUGAAAAGAGGGAAUUGGGGAAAGCUGUUUUGGCUUUAGCUAAUCCGUUGGAGGCUGGAGAAAAGCUGGGCUUCGAUUUACUCUUCAAACUUGUCCGAAGCAGUUCAGAACGUGUUUCAGCUUCACUACAAUUUAAAGCUUUUGUUAAUUCUUCUUCUGUAGAAGACUUCCCUAAAGAUAAUUUUUGGAAGGCAGAAGUUUUAUUAAUUAAAGAGGCCGAUCUUCAAUUAGAUGGGGGCUCUCGUCCCCCAAUAGUCCAUUUUAGUAGAGGGAAUUUUGCGCCUAAAGAUGAAUUUGAUAUUGGACCGCAAUUGAUCCAUGCUUAUACUUUAACUAAUAAAGGGCCUUUUUAUGCAAGAAAUGUUACUUUAAAGAUUGAUUGGCCUUUACGUUUAGACACCUCAUCACCCAAUUCUGACUGGCUACUUUAUAUAUUAGAAGAACCCCUAAUUCGGCAUAAUGGCCAAUUUAGACGUUGUCCUAUAAUAAACACUCACUUACCCUCCUCUAAAUUAAUUAAUCCAUUAAAUAUUUACAAUGACGCAACCCUAAAAUUGGAUUAUUAUUUGUCCAAAUCCCCCUAUCGACAACGAAAACCUCGAAAUUUAAUUUUAAUUAAUUCAACAAAAGAAGGGGAGGAAAAUUUAAAAUUAAUUAGACAAGGAUCUAUUCUUCAAUUAAAUAGCCCUUUAUGGCCAAAAUGGAUUAAUGAAGAGUCUGGUGAAAGAGUUAAAGUUGUUGAUAUUAACUGUAAAGACAACAGUGCCCUUUGUGUUCAAUUAACUUGUCAUUUUGACUAUAUUGGAAGUAAUGAUUCUGCUUUAAUUGAAAUUAGAGCUCGUUUAUGGAAUUGGACAUUUUCUGCUGAAGAUUACCGUCAAUUUGAUUAUAUAGCUAUAACCUCUGAAGGUUUUAUUGAAUUGGACCCGUCACAAGGAAUUUUGGAAGAAAAAAGUAAAUAUUUAAUUCUGAUUUUUAUGUAUUCUGAUCCGAAAAUUCUGAUUUUCUGGACCAAAAAUUGA